Benincasa hispida (wax gourd) is the source of this 1107-nucleotide messenger RNA. Its product is annotated as aluminum induced protein with YGL and LRDR motifs. NCBI's taxonomy places the organism in Eukaryota, Viridiplantae, Streptophyta, Magnoliopsida, Cucurbitales, Cucurbitaceae. The record is from RefSeq and is a predicted model, not a curated record.
AGUAUUUCUAAACUCCAGGUCCUCCUCCAACCGCAAAGCGAUCUUUCAUCACCUGUAUUUGCAUUCAGAAACGAAACCAACCGUGUUUUUAGUUUUCUCAUUUUCCGAUCGACGAUCUACAAAAUGCUCGCCGUCUUCGACAAAUCGGUGGCCAAAAGUCCCGACGCUCUGCAGAGCCCUGAGUCUGAUUCCGUCUGGGCUCUCAAAGAUGGAAUUUUGGCUCAGCAUUUUAGCUCCGUCUACCCUGGUUCUGUCAUCGUCAACCUCGGCUCCGCCGGUCUCUUGGCCUAUUCCGUCGAAAAGCAAAACCCUCUCCUCCCCAGAUUAUUUGCGGUUGUGGACGACAUUUUCUGCUUGUUCCAAGGGCACAUUGAGAAUGUUGCUCAACUCAAGCAACAAUAUGGUUUGAACAAAGCUGCAAACGAGGUUAUUAUUGUUAUUGAAGCCUAUCGAACACUAAGAGAUCGAGGUCCAUACCCAGCUGAUCAAGUCGUGAGAGAUAUUCAAGGAAAAUUUGUGUUCGUCCUAUAUGACAGUUCCUCAAAAACUGCAUUUUUUGCUUCUGAUGCUGAUGGGAGCGUUCCCUUCCACUGGGGAACUGAUUCUGAAGGACAGCUUGUUCUCUCUGAUGAUGUAGAAACUAUGAAGAAGGGUUGUGGAAAAUCUUUUGCUCCUUUCCCCAAAGGUUGUUUCUUCACAACUUCUGGUGGGUUGAGGAGUUAUGAGCAUCCACUUAACGAGCUGAAGCCAGUGCCAAGGGUGGAUAGUUCAGGUAAUGUCUGUGGAGCCAAUUUCAAGGUGGAUGCAGAGGCUCGAAAGGAAAGUUCUGGUAUGCCAAGAGUUGGGAGUGCUGCAAAUUGGUCUUCAAACUACUGAGUGCAUUAAUUCGGCAAGGGCUUCUUUACUUUGCCUUGGCCUUCCUACUACGGCUUUUUUCCAUAUUUCCAUCAUUUUACACCUCUAACUGUGCCUUGUAAAUGGGUACUGAGGUUUAUACUUUACUUUCCGUAAUGGGCAUGUUCAUGCAGUUAACUUAUAUCUUAUGAAUCUUGUUGGCUUAACUGAGUUUCAUUCUGGUUGCGGUGGAAUAAUAGUUUGUUUUCCUAA